This is a messenger RNA of Blepharisma stoltei, 4754 nucleotides long. The record is from the annotation of a GenBank genome assembly. NCBI's taxonomy places the organism in Eukaryota, Ciliophora, Heterotrichea, Heterotrichida, Blepharismidae.
AUGGAAGAGCAUAAAAAAUAUUUCGAUAUGCCUCUUAUUAUUGGGCGAAGAAUAUGAAAACCCCCCUCCACAUCAGAAUCUUCCAAAAAGUUAGCAUUAGACCCCGUCAACUGUUGAAAUCUCCCGAGAGGUGAAGGUCGAAAAAUCCCAGGCGUCAUUAAAAGAAUUAGAGCAAAACAAUUUAGAAUUAAAAGGAAAGAAGAUUUUUCCAAAACUUCUCGUUCACACAACGCAACCCCAGAAUCUUUAUCGAACCCUUUUGAAUUUGAUAAAAAAUUAACUCAUAUACAAGAACAACUAAAAAGUAUUGAUAAGAUAAACACGCAAGCCUGCUCAAAAAAUAACUAUAUGUCAUUGUUAAAUGAAGAUCGGCCUUUAAUAAUUGAUACUUUUAAUGAUUGGCAAUCUCAAAAACCAAAAAACACAAAAAAAUCGUUAAUAUUAGAAGAUAGGCCAUUGUCAAUAAAUACGAACCAUGGUUGGGUUUCGGAGAAAUCUCAGCCUAAAGAGCAAAUUACACCAAGUUUUCAAUCAAAAAAGGUUGAAAUGAUAUUUGAAAGCACAGGAGGGAGUGAUGACAUUUUAAAUGAAGAAGCACAAACUGUGCCUACUGAAAUGUCAUUUUCAGAUGUAGACAUUGAAAAUAGCUGAAAUUUUUCUCCAAAUUAUCAAAUUGAAAAUCUAGGAGCGUGGCUGAAUAAAAAUCAAAAAAAUCUUGAUAUGCCUAGAAUAAUUAGCUCAAAAUCACUUACCCCUUUUUGGUUAAGCAGUAAAAAAUUCUUGGUCACUGGAGAUAUUUUUUCUUUUUUUUUAAAAAUUGAAUAAAAGUUUAUUUUAAGAUGUAAGCAGACUUAAAUUUUAUUAAAUAAGCAGAGAUGCCAUUAUUAAUUAUCACUAAAUACAUAUCAAAUUUGUUAUUUGUAUAAAAUUUUUAUACUGAACGGAGGAUUAAUUUUUAAAAGAACUUAGCCAAGAGGGAGUUAAAAGCUCGACUAUGAAUGAAAAUAAUAAAAGCAAAAUCCUAGAUCCUAUGAAUUGUUGGAAUAUUCCUAAAGAUGAUGAAAGAAAAAUGCCAGGCGGAAUCAAGAGAAUCUUAGCUUUACUUAAUUAAGAUUAUAAAGAGAAGCUCCCGUAUACACGAAGUGUUUUCUCCAAUUGUCUAGCUUGACUGCCUGCGUCUACCUAUCGGCUACCACUCAUCCGGAAUAAGAGCUCGCACUCAAACUCUGUGUGUAGUGGGUUGUGCCACCGUGUCUGCAUAGUUCAUGGCUUACCCCUUCCAGAUCAUUCGAAAAACAAAUUUCUGGUCAGACUGCUGUCCAAGAUCUGCUUGAAGCUUAGGUCAUAAUCCCACUAUUGGGCUUGAAAAUUGCCCGAUUGGUCCUUAGGACUCUGCUGGUCUUUCCCUUUAUAGUUUCGACUGACUAUCUUCCCCAAAGGUAAAAACUUGACCUGCAUAUGAGUAUGAGAUCGUUAUCCGUCAUAGCGCCCCAUCAAGUCAAAUAAAGCCUGGCCUGAUACACAUUAUGAGACGCCAUUAUCCCUUCCAUAAAAUCCGGCUGCAGGUAUUAGGAGGAAAAGCUGGUUUGCCACGCCAUUUUAAUGCAUUUGGGAAUUAAGAAAAUCAGGGCUAGACAAUUUAGACUGAAACGCAAAGAAGAUGACUGCUUAACCUGCAGAUCAUAUACUCCAGUUUUAGACCCAAAUCCGGCUCCAAUGAGAGUGGUGAAUUAUGGGGACAGGCAUUUUAUGAGAUAAGUAGGGUAACCCUUUCAGAAACUGCAUUACUUUAGGAAAAUAAAAACUAACAUGCUUGAUGGUUUAGUAAAUUAAUUUUUGGAAUUUUCCAUUCAACUUAACAGUAAUUUUUUUGAAAAAACACCUCACCUUAAUAAACUAUGUAAAUACGACCUCUGUAAAUUAGUAUAGGUAGAUACUGUCUAAUGAACGCUUACAAAAUACCAUUUUAAAUUGUUAUGGUAUUACCUUUUUAAAAACUGUGAUGGUUUAGACUGUGUUUUUAAAUAAACAGGUACAAUCGAAUAAUACGAAUUAAGGGCACUAGCAUUAUGCAAAUAAACAUAGUGAACGCUUUGCUAAUUAUUUUUAAUUUUAACGAUCAACCCCACUGUUCAUUAAAAAAAAUUUAAAUUUCAGAAAACGCUUUUUGCUAGCACAGAUUUUGGCUCACGCAUAAUAUAAUUAAACGUGCAGAGUUUAACAUAAUUUAAACACAAGUUUCGCGCGACUUUAAUGUACUUCUUUGCAGACUUCUUAUUCUUAUAAACUGAAAAAAUUCCCUGAAUAGAUUAUAGGGAGGGGAAUUUUGUAAAUUACCUUCACAGGCAUUUAGCAAAUUACCAACGUCGGCCAUAAAACAUUUUUGACUGUAAGUGCCCUAAAAUAAUUACUUUUGUAAAUUAUAUGAUAUAUUUUAAUCGCAUUUUAAUUGAAUUUAACUAAUUUAGGUAUACUCCAGAUAAUCCAAAUUAGAUUAAAUUAGAAGUUUGAGGUCAUUAAUGCUUCAAUAAAGGCAGGAAUUCUACCCAAACCUUUAUGGGUUAAAAGAAAUUGAAAAUACAUUACGUAAUCGUCCAAAUCCUCUUCAUUGUUGGCCUUAAACCCAUUCGAAAAUGCUCUCAACUUCUUCAAUCUGCUCCACAAGUUUUCGAUAUGAUUAGUAGUCUCCCUCCCGCUGCCAAAUGAUCGAUUAUGAAAAACGACUCUAUGACGAAACCCAUCAUUUUCUAACUUAUUGUAUGCCUUUCAUCCAUCUGUUCACACUUCAGUUGGAUUGUCCUCAUCUGUCAUCACCGAUAAAUAAAUAAAAUUGCUAACUUCUAUAUUACUUGAAAUAUUCUAUAGUAAAAAUUCCUAAAUUUUUCAAAAUAUUUAUAUUCUAAUGCGAAAAGUAUUUAUUCUUUAAGAGGAAGUAAGUUCUUCAUAUUGCCUGUUGUUUGAGCAAUAAAAAAUCCUGAAUCUUUCCGUCCCCCUAUCAAAAAUACCGAAAGCCCACCUAGUCUCUCUCCUUGUCAAUUGAUAAUUUUGGUUUCAUCCAUCUCUACACAUGGAUGAACCCGUCCAGGCUCAUUUACUAUUCCCAAUGGCUCAUCUUCUAUAUAGGACUUAAGUACAAGCUUUGCAAUAUGUGCUCGCAAGUGCUUUAGAAGCUUUGAUAUUGCCUUUGGCGUAACUUCAACAUCUUGAGCUAUCUGCACCAUGGUGUGCUCUCUUGCUACAUGGUAGAAAAUAAUCCUGACAAUUUUUGCAAUUGGAAGUCUUGACAGUCGGAAAUAUGGACGAGCGCCUUGGUGAUAAGCUUAUCUGACAAAAAAUGGCAUCUUAAAAACUCAGCUUCUCUAUUUGGUGUUAAAUAAACACCACAUUCUCUAUUGCAAAGGUCGCAAUUUUUGCUUUUUAAUAGUCCCAUCUCUUGGCAUCAAUCGAUUGCGUCUCUUUCGGAAGAAGUAAUUGCGCUAAAGUUGCCAUAAAUUGAAUGAACAGCCGACAUUUUAAUAUAACCCGCGAAAUUACACAAAAAUAUGGACAAUUUAGUGUGCGUAACUUUCAUUUAUUAAAUUUAUAUGCCAUUUUAUUAAUAUUGCUUGCACUAAAUUAAAUGUAUAAUUUACAAAAGUAAUUAUUUUAGGGCACUUACAGUCAAAAAAAAUGUUUUAUGGCUGACGUUGGUAAUUUGCUAAAUGCCUGUGAAGGUAAUUUACAAAAUUCCCCUCCCUAUAAUCUAUCCAGGAAUUUUUUCAGUUUAUAAGAAUAAGAAGAGUGCAAAGAAGUACAUUAAAGUCGCGCGAAACUUGUGUUUAAAUUAUAUUAACUCUGCACGUUUAAUUAUAUUAUGCGUGAGCCAAAAUCUGUGCUAGCAAAAAGCGUUUUCUGAAAUUUAAAUUUUUUUUAAUGAACAGUGGGGUUGAUCGUUAAAAUAAAAAUAAUUAGCAAAGCGUUCACUAUGUUUAUUUGCAUAAUGCUAGUGCCCUUAAUUCGUAUUAUUCGAUUGUACCUGUUUAUUUAAAAACACAGUCUAACCAUCACAGUUUUUUAAAAGGUAAUACCAUAAACAGUUUUAAAAUGGUAUUUUGUAAGCGUUCAUUAGACAGUAUCUACCUAUACUAAUUUACAGAGGUCGUAUUUACAUAGUUUAUUAAGGUGAGGUGUUUUUUCAAAAAAAUUACUGUUAAGUUGAAUGGAAAAUUCCAAAAAUUAAUUUACUAAACCAUCAAGCAUGUUAGUUUUUAUUUUCCUAAAGUAAUGCAGUUUCUGAAAGGGUUACCCUACUUAUCUCACAAAAUGCCUGUCCCCAUAAUUCACCACUCUCACUGGAGCCCCCAAAUCCAUUUGAAUUUGAUAAAAAAAUCUUGCAAAUACAAAAGCAACUGGAAAAUAUUGAGAAAAUAAGCUCUGGGAUGCCGAUGGAUAAUAAACUCAAGAUGUUUAAUAAAGAAGAUCGGCUUUUACUUAACAAUAAAUGCUAUGACUGAAAGGUAAAAAGAGUUCAAAAUCUAAAGCGAGCAAGUGUUUCGGCAUCUACUGAAAACCGACCUUUGGCAAUUGACACUAGUGAUUGAAAAUGCCAAAAAUCAAACGCAAAACAGCCAAUUACACCAAGUUUCCAGUCCAAAAAAAUCGAAAUUAAAUUUGAAAGCACAGGUGGGAGCGAUGAUGUUUUCGCUGAAGAAGCCCAAACAGUCCCAACUGAGUUAUCAUUUUCUGAAGAAAACAUAGAAUUCAACUGAAAUUAG